CCCCAGGAAGCAGCAGCAGCAGCAGCAAUACAGCUUUCGAAAUUGACCCACCACUCCUUUAAAAUCUUCCCCCCACACCCAGGAGCCACAUCUGACUUGCCAUUAAUGCCCCUAAUAUUAGUUCCAUUUCUAAAAAGCUCCAAAAUUCAUUUUGAAUCUGCAUUUGAUUUCUCUCCCAUGGGCAAGAAAAUGAAGCUCCCUUCCUCUUCUUGGCCCUGGCCCUCCUGCCACCAACCGCGAACCCUCUCUUUCCGAGCCCAAAACGACGCCGCAUACUUGGACACGCUGGAGAGCUCCGAGACUUCCUUCUUCACCGUCUCCCCUGACUCCGGAAGCUUCUCAACUGCCUCAGAAGAAGAUUCUAGAAGACCCGACUCACUAGAGACCGUCAUUCGCGGCUUGCGUUCCGACCGUCUGUUCUUCGAGCCAGACGAGACUAGUUCCAUAUUAGAAGCCAAAGCAGCAGCAGCAACAACAACAACAACAACAACGUUGCCGUUCAAAGACAGCGUUGUCAUGUCCGUGGACUCCCAAGACCCUUACGUCGAUUUCCGCAGGUCCAUGGAGGAGAUGGUGGAGGCGCAGUGCGUCAAGGGCUGGGAGGGUCUCCAAGAGCUUCUGUCUUGGUAUUUGAAAGUCAACGGUAAAACCAACCACGGCUAUAUCGUUGGUGCUUUCGUUGAUUUAUUGUUCGCUUCUUCUUCCUCACUAGUUUCUUCUUCUGACAAUAACUCCCACUCUCCUUCUUCCCCUUUAUCGUUUUAUAGCUCUUCCUCUUGCAGCACUCGCUGUGUUUCUUGUUUGGAAGCUGAGGUCGAGGUUCAUAAUAAUGAUAUAGCUACUACUUCUUCUUUCUUGUUAGAACAAGUUAGGGAAGACCAGGCUUCAUCUUCUUCUUCUACUUCUACUUCCUCUUUGAAUUAAAAUACUUUAUUUUAUUUGAAACUAAGGGAGAUUACUUAUUAUUAAUUGUAAUAUUUCUUCUGUAUUAGUAUAUACUUAGUAGUAGUUUAUAGUUAGUAGUAGCAUUUUUGUUUCAUGGCGCGCGAGCUUAGCUUCCAUGGCUCUCUGUACUGUGUUAAUUGGGUCACAGGUAUGGAGGAAAUUAAUGAAACCGUACGUGCGUGCGCGAGAGAGGUUGUCGAUUUUUGUUUCCUUUACUGCAUGGGAAGCCAACAAGGAGUAGAAAUUUCUAUUUUUGUCUUGAAUUAGAUUAUGCUUACAAGAUUUGUAUAGUCAUUAUCUCUUGUCAAUCUAUGUAUAUGUGGCUAAAUGACAUCAAAUCCUCUAUAUAUUGCUUUCAUUGAGAU
Messenger RNA from Glycine soja, 1310 nucleotides. RefSeq names its product transcription repressor OFP13-like. Gene Ontology annotation, biological process: negative regulation of DNA-templated transcription. The record is from RefSeq and is a predicted model, not a curated record. NCBI's taxonomy places the organism in Eukaryota, Viridiplantae, Streptophyta, Magnoliopsida, Fabales, Fabaceae. Bases 106 to 924 code for a protein of 272 amino acids. The transcript has a single exon.